This is a messenger RNA of Episyrphus balteatus (marmalade hoverfly), 1725 nucleotides long. RefSeq lists its product as uncharacterized. The coding region runs from base 1 to 1725 and encodes 574 amino acids. Lineage: Eukaryota; Metazoa; Arthropoda; Insecta; Diptera; Syrphidae. The transcript has a single exon. The record is from RefSeq and is a predicted model, not a curated record.
AUGUUGUUGUCUAAGGUCGUUUUAUUUUCAUUAUUUUGUGGAGUUAAAACCGAACGAAAUUGUGCUCUAAACCAAAUUAUUCAUCGAGCUAUUGAAGAGUUUCAAUCAUCAACAGUUUACUUUGUUGAUUUCGAGGAUACAUUUCUAAGCUAUUAUUUCGAAAAACCAUUCGAUAUUCCUUUAAUUAUUUUAAAUACCAUUUCGUCAAAUAAAGAUUUGAAAAGUGUUGAAGAUAACAUUAUACUUGUUGUUCAAGUAUCAAGCAGUUUGCAAGUUUUUCAUCACUUGGUGAAUCAAAUGAAAGUUCGAAAGUUUGUCAUUGUUUAUGGAAAUAGUCUCGAAGAACUUCAAAAGUAUUUCGAUAUCCUUUGGAAAGAGUGUUUUACAAGAAUUUUCGGAAUUGCAGCUAACAUCACUUAUGCAUUCCAUCCAUUUGCAGAGAAUCCAAUUCAAGAAUUUGUAUUAUCAAAUGAAACUUUGUUACCCAAUUCCCUAAAAGACUUGAAUGGUUUUACUUUUCGAACAACUGUAAAAACGGACCUUCCCAGAGUUUUAUGGUAUAAGGACAAAAAUGGACAUCGCCAAAUUGGAGGUUUAUCAGGACAGAUUUUUCUGGGAUUUUUGAAACAAUACAAUGCAACUUUUGUCGAAACAGCAAUUGAACAUUUGGACACUGAGCCUUUUAUAGCAGUUGUUAAUGCAACUUUAAGCAAGAAAAUCGAUAUCAGUAUGAAUGCUUAUGAACGUGUUGAUGGAUUGGAACAAUCAUAUCCAAUAAAAUUAAUCAAAUGGAAUAUAUUGGUGCCAUUCAAUGGUUUAGUGAGUUCAAGUCAGUACUUUUUGAAACCAUUUCAACCAACUGUUUGGAUAUGCCUUGCAUUUAUGCUGAUUUAUUUGAUUGUCACUGAUAUGUUGAAGGAUUUUUUUGGCAAGGAACCUGUAGAUUUAUGGAAUUCUUUCAGUCGAAUUUUCUUGAUUUUCUUAAACAUGCCUCUGGAGAAGCCAAUAACUAAAUCAUAUUGGUUUUAUUUUCAAGUAAUGAUUUUAGGAUUUUUUUCUGUGAAUUUUUACCUCAUAUUUAUGACGUCAUUCUUGACAGUCUACAUCAAAGUUAAACAAUUCGAUUCAAUUCAAGAUCUCAUCGAAAACAAUGUGCCAGUAAUGAUGGUUAAAUAUGAUUUUCAUUAUUAUUUAGAUCGUUUAUAUCAUCCAGAUGGUUUUGAAAAAGUUAUAGUUUUCAUGGAUUAUAAAAGUUAUUCGAAAGAAUUGAGUUCAAUGAAAAAUACCAGCUUUGCUUAUGCGGAUGGAACAGAUAAAUUGGAAUUUCUAUUAAGUGGACAAAUAAAACCAAAUUUUCAUAUAAUUAAAGAUAAUUUGGAUCAAUAUUUUUUGGGAUUUCUUUUGGCAAAGCAUUCACCAUUUCAAGAAAUAUUAAGUGAUUUUGUAUUUCAAAUUUUUACUACAGGUUUAAUGGAUAAAUGGACAAGAAAUACAUAUUAUCAGGCUAAAAAUGAGGGACUCAUCAAUUCGGAUUUGGAACAUGUUUUGGAGGAGCAAGAAGCAAUGCCACUUGCAUUGUAUCAUUUUAAAUUUGCUUGGAUAUGUUUUGUUGUUGGAAUAUUAUUUGCUGUUGGAACAUUUGCUGGGGAAGUAUUGUAUUUUGUGAUUUCAAGAAAACAAUUGUUGAAGAAAAUGGAAAAUUAUGAAGGAAAUUACUUGUUUUAA